Molecule: messenger RNA, 1416 nt
Organism: Durio zibethinus
Lineage: Eukaryota; Viridiplantae; Streptophyta; Magnoliopsida; Malvales; Malvaceae
Product: transcription repressor MYB6-like
Source: RefSeq, a predicted model, not a curated record
GCCAUCUUCGUCUCUUUCUACAUUGAGUACUUUCUCUCUUAUCUUUCAUCCUUUUGCUUCCUGUUAUAUACAACCCUAAACUUUUCGUCUCUUUUCCAUUUCCCUGCAAAAAAAACUAAUCCGAAAGUGACCGCAUAUCAGCAAAAAAACCAACGAAAAAUUCAGAAAAGGGUCAUACUUCAAGAAAUCAUGAGGAACCCAAGUUUGUUAGGUACAUCAACAACAAGCAAGAGCACACCAUGUUGCAGCAAAGUAGGGAUAAAGAGAGGGCCAUGGACGCCGGAAGAAGAUGAAGUCUUAGCCAACUAUAUCAAAAGAGAAGGCGAAGGAAGGUGGCGGACGCUGCCUAAACGAGCUGGAUUGCUUAGAUGUGGCAAGAGUUGUCGUCUCCGGUGGAUGAAUUAUCUCCGACCAUCUGUUAAACGAGGUCGUAUUGCUCCUGAUGAAGAAGAUCUCAUUCUUCGGCUUCACCGCUUGCUAGGAAACAGAUGGUCUUUGAUAGCUGGGAGGAUUCCAGGGCGUACAGAUAAUGAAAUAAAGAACUACUGGAACACCCAUCUGAGCAAGAAGCUAAUCAGUCAAGGAAUAGAUCCAAGAACCCAUAAACCACUGAACCUUGUUAGCCAUGCUUCAUCACAGGCUAACCAUGAUCCUGUCCCAAAAUCACACCCUAACCCCCCACACUCUAAUUCUUCCGAAUUAGGAGAAAAAUCUAUUACCAUUACUACCCAAGAUUUUAAACCAACUAACCAGGAAAAUCAUCAGCAAUAUCAAAGCCAACAUGUUGUUGAUAAUAGUAUGGCAAAUUGGUAUAAUGCUGAGGGUGCUAGUGCUACUCAUAUCAUGGGGCAACCGAGCAGCAGCCAUGGAAAUGAAGGAGAUUAUAUUGAAAACUACAAUGAAGAUAUGUUCUCUUCAUUUCUGGAUUCUCUGAUUAAUGACAAUUACUUGUUUGUCAAUCAGCAGCAACAGCCGCAGCCGCAGCCGCAACCUAAUAAUGUGGUAGCAGAUGCAGCAUCUGCUGAUCAGAACUUCAUGAGUCAUGGCAACAUUUGGGAAGCUGAAAUCAUGUCUUCAAUGGUUCCCUUUGGGAACGAGCAAAACUCUUUCAACAAUCAUCACCAGCAUCACCGGCCUUAGCAAAGUUACAAAUUUAUAGAUGCAUAUUGAAAUUAGAUGGUUUUGAUUACCCUAUCAUUUUUAAAGGAAAAAGAAAUAGAAAUGAUAGGUUUCAUUAUAGUUUUAUGCAUUGUGAUUUUUUUUUUUCCUUUCAUUUCUUGGGUUGUGUUAAUGUUAUGCGUAGAACUCUUUGUUGUAAGGAAGCAUUGUUUUUACUUGUAUGGUUGCACCUAAAUGCAAUUAAUUAUUUUUAGUGUCUAAUUAAAAUGUAUCAGCCCUUAAUUCUAUAAUCUUCUA